Messenger RNA from Hemicordylus capensis (graceful crag lizard), 1333 nucleotides. RefSeq names its product ADP ribosylation factor like GTPase 4D (gene ARL4D). Gene Ontology annotation, biological process: intracellular protein transport; vesicle-mediated transport. Lineage: Eukaryota; Metazoa; Chordata; Lepidosauria; Squamata; Cordylidae. Gene Ontology annotation, cellular component: cytoplasm. Bases 260 to 853 code for a protein of 197 amino acids. The record is from RefSeq and is a predicted model, not a curated record. The transcript has 2 exons. Gene Ontology annotation, molecular function: GTP binding; GTPase activity.
GCACAGCCGUGACGCCACCGAGCUGGCUUCGCCGCCCUGCUUGCCGGCUGCAGCUUCUUUUAGUCCGGCGCUCACUGGGCGGCAGUUUAGUCGCGUGGAGAGUUUGUGCAGUGCUGAUUUCGCGGGAGGAGAGUGCGCAUUGUGGACGGGCUGCUGCUUACUGACGCCAGCCUGGGAGCCCGAUGGAAGAUCUACAGCUGCUGUGAGCAAAGAUCAUCCAGGCAACACCCUGCAAGGUUUGGCUCCCAUCCAGCAGACUAUGGGGAACCAGCUGGCUCCAGUGCCUCCGUUCCUGCCCCCCUUGCAGGCACUGCACGUAGUUGUAGUCGGGCUGGAUGCAGCUGGCAAGACAUCCCUGCUGUAUCGCCUGAAGUUCCAGGAGUUUGUCAAGAGUGCGCCCACCAAAGGUUUCAACAUGGAGAAGAUCCGGGUGCCGCUGGGGGCUUCUCGCCACAUCACUUUCCAAGUGUGGGAUGUGGGCGGACAGGAGAAGCUGCGCCCACUCUGGAAAUCCUACACGCGCCGUACGGAUGGCCUAGUUUUUGUGGUGGACUCAGCAGAGGCUGACCGUCUGGAGGAGGCCCGUGUGGAGCUGCACAAGAUCACCCGCUCCUCGGACAACCAGGGGGUCCCUGUCUUGGUGCUGGCCAACAAGCAGGACAUAACUCAGGCGCUCUCGGUAGCUGAGGUGGAGAAACUUCUAGGGUUGCAUGAACUGGGCACCACCACCUUAAGCCACAUCCAGGGUUGCAGUGCUAUCAGUGGACUGGGCCUUCAGCAAGGCCUGGAGAAGCUCUAUGAGAUGAUUCUCAAACGCAAAAAGCUCCUUCGCAACAGCAAAAAGAAGCGCUGAGAGGAGGCAGGAAGCAUAGUGGGGGGUGACCUUGCAUUCUCAGCAAUUUAGACAUUUUGUACCUGGGCAGGAAUUUUAUUACCACCCCCAGGUCACUGAUGCAGGGGGAACCUGUGGACCCAAACUGGACAGAUUCCAGUUUCCUCUUUAGAGGAUUCUGAUUUUGUGGAUUGUUGAGCCUCUACUUGCCACGAACUGCACAAUGGUAUCCUGGUAGCCUCCCUUGACACUGGGGUGGGGGAAGUUGCCAGGAGGCCGGCAACGUGGGGUGGAAGGGACAACAUGGAGUGGAAGAGCUGGAGGACAUUUUCCAGAGAGCUGGAGGCUGCGGCGAGAGACCCUCUUUGGCCCCAUCUUUGCUUCAACCAUAAUUUGUUUGUAUUUCUUUCUUUUUUUAAAGUUGGAAUUGGGUCCUUUUAUGGGCUCUUGAUAGUUUUGGUAGAAAACAAUCCCUAAGUUAUUAAACAGAUGGUCUGCUGA